AUGUAUGGCCUACCGACAGAGUUCCAGGAGGACAACAUGGCGGGAGCAGCAGAUGGCCGUGACUCCGGCUACCGAAUGGUGUUAGAUCAGCAGAGUGAAGAUAGGGGCUUUUACGGUUCUCCCUUCUUUUACGAAGGGUUGCAGGCCAGGAGUGCUGACAGGCUUCUAGCGGGCAGCCGUACUAGUGACAGAGUCAGGGAGCCUGUGCGAGAUGCCAUUGCUGUCGAACCACCGGAAGAGAAGGGCAGUGCCACCAACAAAAAGGCAUUUGCCAGAGUAUUAGGCCUUAGUCAUAAAAACAAAGAUGAAAUGGAUGCUGCUGUUGCUUUGAGUCUGCUGAAUUCCUCCAAAUGUCAAGCCGGGGGAAAGAUUCUUAAUAGAAAGCACGAGGCUAUGCCUACAGAAGCUAAACGCUCAAAGAGAAGGCACUUAGAAAUCUGGGGGGAAAACCGCAAUCCCAGUGAUUGGAAGCGAGUUGAUGGCUGGCCAGUUGGACUGAAAAAUGUUGGCAAUACGUGUUGGUUCAGUGCUGUUAUCCAGUCUCUCUUCCAGCUGCCCGAGCUCCGAAGGCUCGUCCUCAGUUACACCGUGCCGCAGAACGCGCUCGAGAACUGUGCCGACGAGAAAGAGAAGAGGAAUGCGGUGUUCAUGCAAGAGCUUCAGCGUUUGUUUGCUCUGAUGAUGGGAUCGAAUCGCAAAUUUGUGGACCCUUCCUCAGCCUUGAACAUCUUGAAGGGAGCAUUCCAGGCAGCGGAGGAGGAGCAGCAGCAAGACGUGAGUGAGUUUACACACAAGCUCCUGGACUGGCUGGAGGACGCGUUCCAGCAGGGGGUCGAUGCCAACAGCAACCCCGAAAACCCGAUGGUGCGGCUAUUCUACGGCACCGUCCUCACUGAAGGGGUCCGUGAAGGAAAGCCGUUUUCCAUCAGUGAGACCUUUGGCCUGUAUCCCCUUCAGGUAAACGGCUAUUGCAACUUGGAGGAGUGUUUGGAUGGGGCUGUGGUAGAAGGAGACGCUGAGCUGCUCCCUUCCAAUCAGCCAGUGGAGAACGGACAGGAGAGCUGGUUCACAAAACUGCCUCCAGUGCUGACUUUUGAACUCUCAAGAUUCGAGUUCAAUCAGUCCCUGGGUCAGCCUGAGAAAAUUCACAAUAAGCUGGAAUUUUCUGAUGUUAUUUAUAUGGACAAAUACAUGUACAAAAAUAAAGAUCUUGUCCGAAGCAAGAGAGAGUGCAUUCGGAAGCUGAAGGAGGAAAUAGAAGUCCUACAGCAAAAGGUGGAAAAGUACGUGAACUACGACUCGGACCCUGCUCAGGUCCCACUCCUGGACGAGACAUCUCAACGUGACAGCAGCGUGACAUCACCACCCUCUUCAGGGACAGGUGAAGGAAGCUCUUCUCCGGACGCUGCAGGUACUCUUUCUGAAGAUCCUCUUUGCCAGUCUCCCACAAAGAAUAAGCCCCUUACAUCUUCCCCGUCCUCUGGGGAAGCGCCUGCAAAACCGUUGCCUUGUACAGUCACAGGUGAGAUGAACGUCGAGACCGGUCCUCAGAAGCUGAGCAGUGAGACUGAGCAAGAUAUACAGGAUGUGAAGAAUUUCAUUGCAAACACUACCCGGGAUAUUGGGCAGAUGUACUGUGACCCUCUGCUCAGCCAGGUGCCCUAUCGCCUGCACGCAGUUCUCGUUCAUGAAGGACAAGCAGAUGCCGGACACUAUUGGGUCUACAUCUACGAUCAAUCCAGGCAAGUCUGGCUCAAGUACAAUGACAUCUACGUCACUGAAUCUUCCUGGGAAGAACUACAAAGUGAUUCCUACGGAGGCUCGAGAAACGCCAGUGCUUACUGUCUGAUGUAUGUUGAGGACCGGGCACCCCACUCCGAUGCAGAGGCGACCCCAAGUGAAUCAGAGGAGAGGCUAGGAGAAUUAGAAGCUCUAUCUGAUGAACUUAAGCAUUACAUUCAGGAAGAUAACUGGAGAUUUGAGCAGGAGAUAGAGGAGUGGGAAGAAGAGCAGGCCAGGAAGAUUUCUCAAAUGGAGCUCUCUGCUAGUCCGGCUUCGCAGGACUUCCCUGCCUCACAACAGCCUCCAGGAGCCUCUUACGGGGUUUGCAGCUUGCUGCCCGGGCAUGCUGCGAUGGUCGUGGAGCAGCCUUCCCAGACCACUGCAAACACAACACGUGCGUAUGGGAAGAGUGGUGUGGGAGCAGUCUGGAGUGAGGCAACCCACGAGAAGUAUGCCCGGCUCUGGCUGUUACCAGAAAGCCUUGGAGACCUGAGAUCGACUUUCGAAGCUAAUGAAAGCCCACCGAAGAAGCAGCCUGACACCCCAGCGCACCAGAGGGCAGCCGUGGAGGAGGAGGACAGUGCUCCACCAGUGGGACACCCGGACUCAGACUCCCAAGGAGGCCCACGACCAGACUGGCUGGAAACCAACUAA
Phyllostomus hastatus (greater spear-nosed bat) is the source of this 2436-nucleotide messenger RNA. RefSeq names its product ubiquitin carboxyl-terminal hydrolase 28-like. Gene Ontology annotation, molecular function: cysteine-type endopeptidase activity; cysteine-type deubiquitinase activity. Gene Ontology annotation, biological process: DNA damage checkpoint signaling; protein deubiquitination; regulation of protein stability. NCBI's taxonomy places the organism in Eukaryota, Metazoa, Chordata, Mammalia, Chiroptera, Phyllostomidae. The transcript has 4 exons. The record is from RefSeq and is a predicted model, not a curated record. Gene Ontology annotation, cellular component: cytosol; nucleus. The coding region runs from base 1 to 2436 and encodes 811 amino acids.